This is a messenger RNA of Schistocerca piceifrons (Central American locust), 4366 nucleotides long. It is a transcript of the gene Gnf1, whose product is annotated as replication factor C subunit 1. The record is from RefSeq and is a predicted model, not a curated record. The transcript has a single exon. Gene Ontology annotation, molecular function: ATP binding; DNA binding; DNA clamp loader activity. Gene Ontology annotation, biological process: DNA repair; DNA replication. Lineage: Eukaryota; Metazoa; Arthropoda; Insecta; Orthoptera; Acrididae. Gene Ontology annotation, cellular component: nucleus; DNA replication factor C complex. Bases 235 to 3330 code for a protein of 1031 amino acids.
CAUUAUCCUGAAUGCAACGGAAAUACAUUCCGUAGUUGUCCAACCUGUGCGCGGAAAACAUGUGAACAUCGAGCCAUAACCAAGUUCGUAACGCGCGAAGUACAUGUCAAUAUUACAAUUGUUUUGAGUUCUGGAAGGUGAUAAAUAAGUGAGUGUUUUCUGUCGCUGUAACAACAAAUAUACCGUGUGUCCAUAACGUUCGUACAGUAGGCAUCUGUUUACAGUUGAUGGGAUAUGUCUCGCGAUAUCAGAUCUUUUUUCGCUCCGAAAAAGCUUGGUGAAGGAGAAACCUCUUUCAAGGAAAAAGUCUUGUCGAAAUCUAAGCAAAAGAAAAGAUUAAUUUUGUCGGACUCGGAUUCGGAUGAUGGCUCGAGCAAGCACCCAGAGGUCAAAGUUUCGAAAAAGAAAAAACUUUCCUUAAACAAGGGGAAGGAGAAAACAAAUGAAAAAACAUUAAAGCCAAUUAAAGUUUCAGACGUAUUUGGAAGUGAUCAUAUCAAAAGAUCAACGGAGAAAACAGUGCCUACACCAAGCAAACAGGUGGCAAAUAAAGUAACUGUGAAUGUAAAAACUAAGAGUAAUGAAGAUUCCCUUGAAGGUGAACUUAGUGUGCCUUGGGAUGAGUUCGAUGAGAUCGAAUCGAAGUAUUGGAGCACGGAUAGACAGCAUGCAGUGAAUGUUGACUCCUGCGAUAGCCCAAAGAAAAGUGGAGAAAAAAGACGCCAUGACCAAGAUCAACUAAAAAAGAAGGCUGCUUCAGAAAGUGAUGUGUCACCAACCAAGAAGAAGAAAGUAUCCACAGACGAAAACAGUUCGUCUAAGGUCACUGCUGACUCUUCCCUGGUCUCCCCUUCUAGUCGUUCUGCAGCAGUAAAUGACAACGCUCAGUGUAGUGGCACAGAGGAGGUGCAAGCUGAAAAAACACCUAAGGCAAAAAAGGUAAAAGAAAGGUCAGAUGAUAAUGCUGAUAGUAGUCAGAAAAGUAAGAAAGAGACACCUAAAACCUCAGAUCAAGGCGCUUUAUCAGUUGAAAAGAAGAUGGAGCAUGCAAUGAAUUAUAUAAGAUACCUUAACAGAGAAGGACCAAAGCAUCGUGGAAGUAAAGUAAUACCAGAAGGUUCACCAAACUGCUUGGAAGGGCUUGUGUUUGUUAUUACUGGUGUACUGGAUUCUCUGGAUAGAGAUGAAGCCACAGAACUAAUUAAGAAAUACGGAGGACGUGUAACGUCAUCACUCAGUCGUAAUACAAGUUACCUACUUGUUGGCGAAGACGCUGGACCAUCAAAGCUUGAAAAAGCAAAAUCAUUUAAUACAAAACAGCUAGAUGAGGAUGGAUUAUUAAACCUAGUUGUAGAACGAUCUACUGGAAGUGGACUUCAUAGCAGCUCUAAAGAAGACACAGGCAGAAAGGAUACAGAAAAAAAGUCUGGAAGAAAUCUAGCAAACAACAAUACUAAACCCUUAAACUGUGAUUCAAUGUCUGUUGUUUCUGUACUAAAAGUGAAAAGUAAUGAAGGUACUGUUCAUCACAUUCAUUCUGCACCAGCCAGCCUUAAAAAUUGUUCACAAAUGUCUAGUAGUCAGAAUAAUGGAAAUUUAAUGAUAAACUAUUCAACACCAUCAUUGUGGGUGGAGAAAUACCGACCAACAAGUUCAAAGCAGAUUAUAGGACAACAAGGAGAAAAGAGCGUAGUCAAGAAACUAAGUAAAUGGCUUGAAAAUUGGUACAAAAAUCGCACAGGUGGGAAAAAGUUUAAACCAAGCCCCUGGGCAAAAGAUGACGAUGGGAGCUUCUACAAAGCUGCUCUUAUUUCUGGUCCACCAGGAAUUGGGAAAACAACAGCAGCCCACCUUGUUUCUAAGGAACUAGGUUUCGAUAUUGUAGAGUUCAAUGCUUCAGACACAAGGUCAAAAAAGCUUUUACAAGAUGAAGUUACAGAACUUUUGUCUAGCAAGAGUCUGUAUGGUCUUUUCCAUGGAAAAGAUGGCCGUGUAGCACCUUCUGCUAAACAUGUGUUAAUAAUGGAUGAAGUAGAUGGAAUGGCUGGAAAUGAAGAUAGAGGAGGUAUUCAAGAAUUAAUUCAGUUGGUAAAAAGUACUCAUAUUCCAAUAAUAUGUAUUUGUAAUGACCGUAAUCAUCCAAAGAUUCGUAGCUUAGUAAAUUACUGCUUUGACUUGCGGGUACAAAAACCAAGACUUGAACAGAUACGAGGUGCUAUGAUGUCAGUUUGCUUUAAAGAAGGUUUGAAAAUUCCACCUGAUGCUCUAACUGAUGUUAUCACUUGUGCAAACCAAGAUAUUCGACAAGUUCUGAAUAAUUUGUCUAUGUGGUAUGUCAAUACAAAGAACUUGUCAUCAGAGGAAAUCAAAACUGAGGCACAAAAAUCAAAAAAAGAGUUUAAACUGGGACCUUGGGAUGUCCUCAGAAAGGUAUUUUCAGCUGAAGAACACAAGAAGAUGUCCAUACAUGAUAAAUCUGAUUUGUUUUUUUAUGAUUAUAACAUCAGUCCAUUAUUUGUACAAGAAAACUAUCUAAAUGUUGUCCCUGCUGCAGCAGCAGGUAAUAUUGGCAAGACACUGGAACUCAUUUCAGCAACUGCUGACAGUAUUAGUUAUGGGGACACAAUUGAAAAAGCAAUAAGAUCAAGAGGCUCGUGGAGUUUGCUGCCAAUGCAAGCAAUGUUCUCAAGUGUCUUUCCUGGUGACUAUAUGCAAGGUUAUAUUAAAAGUCAGAUUAACUUUCCCUCAUGGCUGGGCAAAAACUCGAGAUAUAAUAAAUUUGACAGACUCUCACAGGAACUUCAUGUUCAUAUGAGGCUUGCAAUAUCUGGAAGCAAGUUAGAUCUUGCAUUGGACUACCUUCCUUAUAUUAGGGAUGCAAUAGUAAAACCACUUAUUAGUGAAGGUGCACCUGGUGUUCCACAAGCCCUCAGUGUACUUAAGAAAUAUUACUUACUGCGAGAAGAUUUGGAAAGUUUGCUUGAAUUAUCGUCAUGGCCAGACCAGAGGGACCCUAUGUCAUUGGUGGACAGCAAAGUGAAAGCUGCUUUGACGAGAGCAUACAACAAGGAAGGCAUAAUGAUACCAUAUGCUGUGCACACUACUGUUAAGAAGAAGGCCGGGGCAUCAUUCAGCCAAGUGGAAGGUGCUGAAGGUGAAGAAACAUUAGAGGAUGUGGAAGAAGAAGAUGAAGAGACAGAUGACAUAAAGUCAGAUGCCAUGAUAAAAAUUGCUAAGAAGAAAACAGCAGCAGCAGAAUCAGCAUCAGGAACUUCUGAAAUAAAAAAGGGAAAGGGGAAAGGCAAAGGAAAACCAAAACAAAGUAAAUAAUUGUAGUGGGGUGUUUCUCACCCAGUCAAUCAUAUAAGACUUCUAGCGUAAUAUGGAAGAAAUCUAUUAUUUGAAUCAUCACAUUGUUACAUUAUUACAGUUAUUGCCUUAAACAUUAUGUUACAUGCUAACAUUGCAAAAAGCUUUGUACUUGAGAAUAACACAUUAGAUGGUUACUCCUUUUGUAUAUUAAAGACGUGAUUUUAAGGAGUAAGAAAAAUAUAAAUAUCGGUGUGGAAAUAUUCUAAAAAUUGCAGUUAUUUCUGGUGUUUCUGUGUUAUAUUUCAAGUUAAGUUGUUGGAAUUAUAAUUGCAAUGUACAGUUUUUGUUUUAUGUGAACUGAGUGACAACACUUAGAUGAAUGCAUGAAAAUUUUCCUUGUACUAUUUAUAAGUGAACAGAACAGGUAAACUAUUUUCAUGCCUUUUACAAAUUUAAAACUAACUUUGUUACUUAAAUUGUGUAACUUGUUUGUAAAACAUUUAUAUGUGAUAAGUUUGUGGUACUUUCCUUAGAUGAGGGAAAUUGCAGGUUCAUGACAGGUUAGGAGUGAUGCACAUAUGCUAUUCCUGAUUCACUUGAAGAAAUAUGUUAGAUUUGCCAUUUUUCCAAUCAUAUUUGGAGUGAAACUCAAUAUAUUUUAAUUUUUUUUAUUUUACUUUUGGAUUUGCACAUGGAUUUUAAACAACAUCCUUCAGUUAAAGUUUCCUUUCUCAGUUAUUUUGCGCAAUUUACCUAUCCUUGUGAUGUAUGUUUAAAUGUGUGCGCAUUCCUUAUUUAUUGGCAUUAGUUACCAUGUUUAUCCAUCUCAUGCACAAUAAAAUACUUUUGUAAAGUAAUUCCAGAAUUGUCUCAUUAGUGAAAGACUAGCUCAUUAUGUCAAGGAAUCUCCAGACCAAGCUUAGUAGCUACUGCAGUUUAAUGUUCCUGUAUACAUAAACCGUUGUUGAAAAGAUUUGAUGAGGAAAAAUUAUCACAGCCACUACGUGGCAAACUCAACCACAAUGACUGGAAUUUUUUUAUUUAUUUAUUUAUU